AUGUUAUCAAAGAAAGGAAUUGGACUGUCUUAUAUGCUCACUCUAAACAAUAGAAGACGUUUUUCAUUAGCACAUCUUUCUUGUAAAGAUUCACGACAAGUAGCACCUCGCAGUAUCAGCGACGUGACCAAACACGUCCCGUCCAGCGCCCGUGUGGUCAUUUGUGGAGGGGGCGUUUUCGGUACAUCUGUGGCAUACCAUUUAGCAGAGAGAGGAUGGAGUGAUGUGGUCUUGCUGGAACAGGGCAGUCUAACGUGCGGUACGACUUGGCAUUCCGCUGGUUUGAUAGGACAGCUGGGGAAAGAUGACAUAGACGGGUGUCGAUUUCUCAAAUACGGUCAACAGUUAUACAAGACCCUGGAGAGGAGUCAUGGUAUAGGAUGGAAACAGUGUGGAAGUUUACUUCUCGCCCAGACAAAGGACAGACUGGUUGCCAUUGAGAGGAAACAUUCUCUUGCUAAGGUAAUUGGAGUGGAAUCCCAUCUAGUAUCGCCAUCAGAAAUCCUUGGAUUGUGCCCAUGGGUCAAAACCACCGAUCUUCAGGGUGGGCUCUGGAUACCAGAGGAUGGAGUGGUGGCUCCGAACGACCUAGUAUACGCAUACAACAGCGUGGCUAAAUCUAAAGGGGUCCAGGUUUUUGAGGGAGUUAAGUUGGAGGAUGUCCACACUACCGACAACAAGGUGACUGGAGUAAAGACAUCUCAUGGUUACAUACAAUGUGAAUACUUUGUCAACUGCGCUGGACAGUGGGCCCGGCACCUUGGAGCUAAGACAACCCCUCCAGUCCAGGUUCCCCUCCAUUCAUGUGAACAUUUUUACAUUGUGUCGGCGGCUAUCCCGAAUAUGGACUUGAUGAUGCCAGUGAUAAGGGAUUACGAUGGCUCUAUAUAUGCUCGUGAGUGGAGUGGGGGUCUUCUUGCUGGAGGAUUUGAGCUCGAAAGCAAACCCACAUUUUCGACUGGCAUACCUGAGAAAUUUGAAUUUCAACUCCUUCCAUCGGAUUGGAAUCAUUUUCAGGUCAUGAUGGAAGCAUUUCUCAAUAGAUUUCCAGUCAUGGAGACGACUGAAGUACGAUCACAAAUCAACGGUCCAGAAAGUUUUACAGCUGACGGGAACUGCAUUCUCGGAGAAUCAGCAGAGGUAAGAAACUACUUCGUCGCGGCUGGUAUGAACAGUCUUGGUGUGGUUGGGUCUGCCGGGGCGGGGAGAUACAUUACAGAGAGUAUCGUGGAUGGUGUUCCAAGUUCCAGGUUGGAUGCCUACCAUAUACUCAGACACAAUAACGUCCAUGGCAACAGACGUUUCUUGUUUGAACGCGUGAAGGAGGUUACAGGUGCCUACAAACUACGCUAUCCAUAUACUCACUGGACAAGGGGAAGGAAAUUGGAAACAUCACCGAUACACACGUUACUGGAAGGAUCGGGCGCCUGCUUCGGGGACCUACAAGGAUACGAACGGCCCUUGUAUUUCAAGGGACUGAAAGAUAAACCUUUCGAUCCGUACAAUUUAGAGGAACCAACAUUCAGCAAGCCAUCAUGGUUUGAUGAUGUGGAGGCUGAGUAUAGAGCAUGUAAAGACAGUGUCUGUCUCAUAGACACAUCAUGCUUCACAAUGUGUGAGGUUAAGUCUGAUGGCGGUGAAGCUCUCCAGUAUCUCCAGUAUUUGUGUUGUAACAACAUAUCAGGAAAGGCCGGUCAUAUAACACAGACAGGAAUGCUAAACCAGCAAGGGGGAUACGUUGUUGACGGCAGUGUCAUCUCUUUAGCUCUCAACAGAUUCCUGAUAACAGCAACUACCAACCACCAGCGUCGGAUGCUGACCUGGAUGAGGCGACACCUUCCCUCGGAUGGAACAGUUGAUCUUGUCGAAAGUGAUUCAUCAUUUUCUUCACUGACAAUUAUUGGGCCAAGAAGCGAAGCGUUGAUGGGAGAUUUAUGUGACGUGUCCAUGCUGUCCAAAGACUUCCAUCCAAUGACGUGCAAGGUUUUAGAUGUUGGAUUUUCCUGUGAAACCGUCACCAUGAGGAUACCAUUGGCAGGAAUUGAUGCCUUCACUCUACAUAUCCCAACAAAGAAUACGCUGCAUGUGUAUGAAGCUUUAAAGGAAAAUGGAAAGAAAUACAACAUUAAGGAAGGAGGCCAUUAUGUCUUAAAACAUCUUCGUCUUGAGAAUAAAAUCGCUUCUCAGGAGGAAGACAUUUCGUCUUCAACAACACCAUUAGAGUGUGGGAAGUCUUCUACCGUCUGUUUAGAGAAAACUAAUUCCUUUCUGGGUAGAGAAGCGUUAGAACUGCAGACAAGAAAUGGAAAGAGUAAACAACUUGUCCAUUUGACCUUGAAAGACUUUAACAUUGAAUGCGACACCUGGCCGUGGGGUGGAGAACCUAUAUACCGGAAUGACCAGUGUGUAGGUUCAACGUCUUCGUGUGGGUUCAACUUUGACCUUCGGAAAGUUAUUUGUUUAGGUUACGUCAACACCACUUCAGAACAAGAUGGUGAAAAUAUGGACAACUACAAACUUGCUAUUGGUACAAAGAUGUACAAUGUGACCGUGGUAGUGUAA
Molecule: messenger RNA, 2562 nt
Organism: Ylistrum balloti
Lineage: Eukaryota; Metazoa; Mollusca; Bivalvia; Pectinida; Pectinidae
Product: pyruvate dehydrogenase phosphatase regulatory subunit, mitochondrial-like
Exons: 17
Coding region: 1-2562 (853 amino acids)
Cellular component (GO): cytoplasm; mitochondrion; mitochondrial matrix
Molecular function (GO): oxidoreductase activity; protein binding
Source: RefSeq, a predicted model, not a curated record